AUGUUUGAGCUAUUUGAGGUAGGCCAAACAAAGCCUGGACCAGAGCUUAAUAUAACAGAUGUAGAUGGAAAUGAAACACUGCUGGUAGACGAGUCUCGGCUGGAUAGUUUCGAAGAGCUUAGCAUCGCACUCGAUAUGGGACUCGGUUUUGCAUUGGAUGUGGUUGAUGAAGGUACUCCAGGCAAUUUCGGGCUGCUGCCUGAAGUCGAAGAGAGCAGUGAGAUCGGAGAUGAUGGAUUAACACUUGACAAACUUGAAGAGGUCCCAGUGCUCGAGGCUGUGGAGCUUGUGAAACCUGUGAUGAAUGCCGUGGUGGGACUAAAUGUGAGCCAAGUAUUGGGAACCGUGUUUGAUGGAGACGUUGAUAUAACAGGUAGCACUGGUGAGGUUCCUGAUAUCCCAUCGGAGGAAGAUGCGGGAAUAGAGAUACCUGGCGAGAAUGAUGGGGACAUAGCUACGUUCGUAGAGGACCUUGAUGAAAUGCGAGUCGGACGUAGGGAAGAUGUAGCUAGAGUCCCAGACGUCACGGAUGAUAUGCUUGCCAUAGAUGAUAACGUUGAAAUUGAAAGUUCAGACGACCUUAAUAUGGGCGUUGUCGCUCCUGACGUUGAAGCCGGUGCUGAAGCAAGUGGCGUACGGUUAGAUACUGCUGAGGAACGGCGGUCGAAAGUUGAAGCGCUGCGAGAUACAGAUGACGCGGGUGACGCUUGCGAUAUGGAAUCUGGAAACGAUGUUGUGGUUCUGGAAACGACCUCACUGUUGCUGGCGAUGGGGUCUGGAAGGGAUAUAGUGAACUCUGCACUUGAUGCACUCGAACCCGAGCUCGUGAUUGUCGGCGUGUUUCCCCUGGACGGAGAUGGAUGA
Messenger RNA from Boeremia exigua, 864 nucleotides. RefSeq lists its product as uncharacterized. The record is from RefSeq and is a predicted model, not a curated record. The transcript has a single exon. NCBI's taxonomy places the organism in Eukaryota, Fungi, Ascomycota, Dothideomycetes, Pleosporales, Didymellaceae. Bases 1 to 864 code for a protein of 287 amino acids.